AUGGAGGAAAAUUUGAUAAACAUGAGGGAAGACCAUUCUUUUCAUGUUCGUUACAGGAGGAUGGUGGGAGAAGCAAGAGCACUUUACAAUCUUGGAAAUGUGUAUCAUGCCAAAGGGAAAAGUUUUGGCUGCCCUGGUCCCCAGGAUGGAGGAGAAUUUCCAGAAGAAAUGAGAAAUGCUCUGCAGGCAGCUGUGGAUUUUUACGAGGAAAACCUAUCACUAGUGACCGCUUUGGGUGACCGAGCAGCCCAAGGACGUGCCUUUGGAAAUCUUGGAAACACACAUUACCUCCUUGGAAACUUCAGGGAUGCGGUGAUAGCACAUGAGCAGCGUCUCCUUAUUGCAAAAGAAUUUGGAGAUAAAGCAGCUGAAAGAAGAGCAUAUAGCAACCUUGGGAAUGCAUAUAUAUUUCUUGGUGAAUUUGAAACUGCCUCUGAAUACUACAAAAUGGAAGCUUCUUGCCUAGAGCUGGCCUUGGAAGGGGAACGUCUGUGUAAAUCAGGAGACUGCCGCGCAGGCGUGUCAUUCUUUGAAGCUGCAGUUCAAGUUGGAACUGAAGACCUAAAAACACUUAGUGCUAUUUACAGCCAGCUGGGCAAUGCGUAUUUCUAUUUGCAUGAUUAUGCCAAAGCAUUAGAAUACCACCAUCAUGAUUUAACUCUUGCAAGGACUAUUGGAGACCAGUUGGGGGAAGCCAAAGCUAGUGGUAAUCUGGGAAACACCUUAAAAGUUCUUGGGAAUUUUGAUGAAGCUAUCGUUUGUUGUCAGCGACACCUAGAUAUUUCCAGAGAGCUUAAUGACAAGAAAAUCAGUGCAGAUACUAUUGGAGAUGAAGGGUUCUUUGACCUACUAAGCCGAUUUCAAAGCAAUAGGAUGGAUGAUCAGAGAUGUUACUUACAAGAAAAGAACUGUCAUAUAGCUUCAACAGCAACUUCUUCUACUCCUCCCAAAAUGAUGCUAAAAACACCAUCUGUUUCUGUAGUAUCCCCCAACACGGAUGAGUUUUUAGAUCUUCUUGCCAGCUCACAGAGCCGCCGUCUGGAUGACCAGAGGGCCAGUUUUAAUAAUUUGCCAGGUCUUCGUCUAACACAAAACAACAAUCAGUCAGUACUCAGCCACCUAAUGACGAAUGACAACAAAGAGCCUGAUGAAGACUUCUUUGACAUCCUUAUAAAAUGUCAAGGAUCCAGAUUAGAUGAUCAAAGAUGUGCUCCACCACCUGCCACCACAAAGGGUCCAACAGUACCAGAUGAAGACUUUUUUAGCCUUAUUUUACGCUCUCAGGCAAAAAGAAUGGAUGAACAGAGAGUUCUUUUACAAAGAGAUCAAAACAGAGACACUGAAUUUGGGCUAAAGGACCUUUUGCAAAGCAAUGCUUUGUUGGAAUUUAAAAAUUCAGGAAAAAAUCAGCAAACCACUAGUUAA
Messenger RNA from Propithecus coquereli (Coquerel's sifaka), 1425 nucleotides. RefSeq names its product G-protein signaling modulator 2 (gene GPSM2). The record is from RefSeq and is a predicted model, not a curated record. The coding region runs from base 1 to 1425 and encodes 474 amino acids. The transcript has 10 exons. Gene Ontology annotation, molecular function: GTPase regulator activity; protein binding. Lineage: Eukaryota; Metazoa; Chordata; Mammalia; Primates; Indriidae.